Stegostoma tigrinum is the source of this 4723-nucleotide messenger RNA. Its product is annotated as kinesin-like protein KIF3B. The coding region runs from base 435 to 2678 and encodes 747 amino acids. The record is from RefSeq and is a predicted model, not a curated record. Gene Ontology annotation, molecular function: microtubule binding; ATP binding; microtubule motor activity. The transcript is spliced from 10 exons. NCBI's taxonomy places the organism in Eukaryota, Metazoa, Chordata, Chondrichthyes, Orectolobiformes, Stegostomatidae. Gene Ontology annotation, biological process: microtubule-based movement.
GAGUCUCCUGCGCUAAUGGUUGACCGCAGCUGAGGAGCAGGUAGAGCCGCAGAAACGCUUUGACCCGCCUCCUUCCCGAGUGAGGCUGCUCGCUCUGACCGAUUCGGGGCAAAGUGGGUGUUCAGGGCCGGAUUUAGCGAUCCGGCUGUCCGGGGCUCCGGAGAGGGCGAUCGCUGCCUGUGUCAGCUGGGCGGCCGGGCGUCUUGUUUGUCCGUUGCUAGGCCGCUGGUGAUGGAGAGGCGGCAGCCGACGGGAAGCCCAGGUGAAUGCGGGGCAGCAGAGUGGGGCACGCUGCAGAGCCCGGCCAAAAGGCACUCUCAUGGUUUACUGAGUUCUUAUUCAUGGCUGCGUGACAGUAAUUGAAAAAGCAGUUGCACAGAGGUCGCUCACUGUCAAGAAUAUUUCUUCGCAUUUGAACUUGAUCACAACAUACAAUGUCCAAGUUAAAAAGUUCUGAAUCAGUUAAGGUGGUUGUGCGAUGUCGGCCAAUGAAUGAGAAGGAAAUUGCAGGUGGCUUUGGAAGAAUUGUUGAUAUAGAUGCAAAACUAGGUCAGAUUCUGGUGAAAAACCCCAAAGGAGGCCCAGGUGAACUACCCAAGACUUUCACAUUUGAUGCUGUUUAUGACUGCAAUUCCAAACAAGUAGAUUUAUAUGAUGAGACCUUUCGGCCUCUUGUGGAAUCUGUUCUCUUGGGUUUUAAUGGGACUAUUUUUGCCUAUGGACAAACUGGAACGGGGAAAACCUACACCAUGGAGGGCCUCCGCACAGAUCCUGAAAGGAGAGGUGUCAUCCCAAAUUCCUUUGAGCAUAUAUUCACGCACAUUUCUCGAUCACAAAAUCAACAAUAUUUAGUAAGGGCAUCGUACCUAGAGAUUUACCAAGAGGAAAUAAAAGAUUUACUAGCUAAAGAUCAAACUAAAAGGUUGGAGCUAAAAGAGAGGCCAGACGCUGGUGUAUAUGUCAAAGACUUAUCUUCUUUUGUGACAAAAAACGUGAAAGAAAUUGAACAUGUUAUGAAUGUUGGCAAUCAGAAUCGAUCCGUUGGUGCCACAAACAUGAAUGAACAUAGCUCUCGUUCUCAUGCCAUCUUUGUUAUAACAGUUGAAUGCAGUGAAAUUGGACUUGAUGGAGAGAAUCAUAUUCGUGUUGGAAAGUUGAAUUUAGUAGACCUGGCAGGCAGUGAACGACAAGCAAAAACUGGAGCUCAAGGUGAACGGUUAAAAGAAGCAACAAAAAUUAACCUUUCUCUGUCAGCAUUGGGCAAUGUAAUAUCUGCACUUGUGGAUGGUAAAAGCACUCACAUUCCCUAUCGAGAUUCAAAGCUAACUCGAUUGCUUCAAGACUCAUUGGGAGGGAAUGCCAAGACUGUUAUGGUGGCAAAUAUCGGUCCUGCUUCCUACAACUGUGAAGAGACACUUACAACACUACGAUAUGCAAAUCGUGCCAAGAAUAUCAAGAAUAAACCUCGCGUAAACGAAGACCCUAAAGAUGCACUUUUGAGAGAGUUUCAGGAAGAGAUAGCUCGCUUGAAAGCUCAACUAGCGAAACGGGGUGUUGGCAAGCGAAAGAAGAAGAAUCGAAAGAGGCAAGGGGGAGAAGGAGAAGAUGAAAUUGAAGAUGAUGAUGGAGAUGGAGAAGAGGAUGAAGGAAUUAAAAAUGAGCCUGAAUACUGGCGGGAACAACAAGAAAAACUGGAGAGAGAAAAGAAAGCCAUCAUGGAUGACCACAGCUUAGUGGCUGAAGAAAAACAGAAGCUGUUGCGAGAAAAGGAGAAGAAGAUGGGAGAUGUGCAGAGAGAGAGAGAAGCCUCUGAGACUCUUGCCACUAAAAUAAAGGCUAUGGAAAGCAAACUUCUUGUAGGAGGCAAGAAUAUUGUAGAUCACACUAACGAACAGCAGAAGAUGUUGGAACAGAGACGUCAAGAAAUUGCAGAGCAGAAACGCCGGGAGCGUGAGAUGCAGCAGCAAAUGGAGACUCAGGAUGAAGAGACACUGGAGCUGAAGGAGACGUACAGUUCUCUCCAGCAAGAAGUGGAUGUCAAAACCAAGAAGCUGAACAAGUUAUUUGCUAAGCUCCAAGCGGUAAAAGCUGAGAUUCAUGAUUUGCAAGAGGAACACAUUAAAGAACGACAAGAGCUGGAACAAACACAGAAUGAACUCACCAGGGAUCUCAAACUGAAGCACCUUGUAAUUGAGAACUUCAUUCCUUUGGAAGAAAAGAAUAAAAUAAUGAACAGAGCUUAUUUUGAUGAUGAAGAGGACCAGUGGAAGACCCAACCCAUUACACGCAUUGAAGGCAAUCAGCAGAUGAUGAAGCGACCUGUAUCAGCAAUUGGAUACAAGAGACCACUUAGUAGCUAUGCAAAAAUGGCUUUGAUAUCAAGAUCAGACCCCCGAUACACAGCUGAAAAUAUUUUACUAUUAGAAUUAGACAUGCCCAGUCGAACAACUCGGGACUAUGAAGGGCCAGCCAUUGCACCAAAGGUACAGGCUGCGCUAGAAGCUGCUUUGCAGGAUGAAGAUGAGCUACAAGUAGAUGCUUCUACAUUUGAUCCACUGAGAAGUAGUAGUGCACGAAAAUCAAAGUCCAGGCCUAAAACUGGGCGAAAAAUUGGCCCUUCAUCAGUUGGUUCUGGAACCACGCUCUACCCACAGUCUCGCGGACUUGUUCCCAAGUAAACCUCAUCUCCCGAAGAUGAAGCUUGUUAGCAGGGAGCUAAAAAUUAGUUGAAUAAACUGUAUUUUGGGCCUAAUUUUAGUCUGCCCCCUCACAUUAGACAUAUAACUUGGAUUCAGUUUAAAAUUUUACAUUUCUUUUGUUUUUACAGUGUAAAUCAUUCCACUGUGAGACUAGGACACCUUCCUAGGUACCCACAACUCUUAAUCUGACAAAUUUCCUGUUUCAUAAUAUAACCCAAGUGGAUAGUGCCACUGCUUGCUGCUACAAAACCACAUUAUCCUAUAUAUAUCUAUAUCAAAAGAAUACCUCACAUUUUAUGAGGCAAUUUAUUGUAUUUAAAGAUUUCUUUAAAAUGCUGCAUAACUUUGUCUUUAAUUUAUUAGAUUUUCUCGUUGCAAAAUUGAAUGUAGAUACAGUAGGUUUGAACUUUUGUUAUUGUAUAGUUGGUAAUUUUCAGAAACACUUUUUAUGGCUGUUUAAUUUGGCUGUUAAAUGUUUCGUAUAAUUUUUUUUCAGACCCGACAAUAGAAAUAAACAAUAAAGCUGGCCAGUGGUCUGACAUGAAAAUACACAGUUAGUAAUUGUUGCUAAUUUAGGGGCUAUCUAAAGAUAACCUGUAGCUUCUCUGAACCAUAUUUUGUAAAACUCCAAAUCAGAAGCCUUUUAACCAGGCUGUCAAAGUGGCGAAUUAGUUUAGCAGCAACAGACAUCGUUCAGGAGUAAAUGUGAUUUACUUAGUUUCACAUUCUGCCUGUAUAAGGUCGUAAGUAUUAUUUACGUUGUUGGUUCUGAAUAUAAAUAACAUUUGUACACCAACUUAUAAACAAAGCUUCCCACAGUGAUAUUUGUUUCUUUUUCAGAUUACUAAGAAUGUAUCCUAACUCAGAUUCUAAAAUAUUUGUACUUCCAGUCACCUCCAAACUUGAUGAAACAUUAUGCUGUCACAAGGUGUCACAUUUUUUACAGCAACUAAGUCCAUUAGUUAUUGAUGUGCAGCAAAUUAUCUGUAUCACAGAGUCUCAUUUGACAGAAUCACUGGAAAAUAAACCAUGUUGAUUUUUAUGUCUAACCUGUGAUUCAUUAAACAAGGCCUGGCGUAGAAACUGCGAUUUUCUAAAUUUUUCCCAAAUAUGCACAAUAAUUGGUCAGUUGAAGUGUUUCACUAAAUUAUUUUAGGUAGCCAAAUUAAAAUGUUACUCACUGCUUUUGUUGCAAUUAUUGGCAUGUUUUAAAGCAUUAUGUCUGAUGGUUCUUUAUAUUACAGGUCAAAUACAUUAUAGCAUUCAAAAUCAAGUAAGGAAUUAGGACUGUGAAAGGGGAUGACUGAGAGUUUAAUUGAAGCUGCAUAGUAAAUGGCCCUGAUUUAAAGAGCAAACUGAGUGUGAUCACCAUAAUUACAUGAGACAAGGACUUCUGAUGCAGAGAAAAAAAAUUCUUCUAUUGCCUUUUCCAGAAAAAAAAUGAUAUUGACGUUGAAGAAUACUUAAGAUAUUUUUUUAAAAAUUCAGUAUGGCAUUAGAUUUGACUGUUGUAACCUCAUUUAAUGCAGUGCUUAAUAAACAUCCUUCAGAGGAUCUUGCCCAUUGUAGUGUUGGCUGGAAGUCCAUUUUGUGUUAGAGUAUCCUCAUUAAGCUAUUUGUUUCACAUUUCAACUUAAAAAGUGUGGGACUCUGUGCACAUCUUGUUACAAGGUACCUUAUUUUCUUGCAAAAUCAGUACAUAGAGUUGCCAUUUUCUGUUGAAUGCUCAAAAAAAUAGAUUGAGUUUACAUAUUUGGCUCUGGUUACAAGAGCUGAGUUUCUAAAAAGUGUGCAUUUUGUUGGACACUUAAACUUUCAUUGGUACUUUUCAAACUCCUGUAUCAAUUUCAAAUAGGGUGAGAAAGAGAGAAAUUCUCAAAUGCUGAUUUUAAAGGUUUUACAAUUUUCCAGCAAGAUGCAAUAUUUUAAAGUUGGAGUUAGGUUUUCUGUAUCUCAAUCAAGCUUACAAUGAAGAAAACAUAAAGGCUAAAAAUGAAAACGUUUGCAUCUUUUAGUAGAUUCAU